Soboliphyme baturini is the source of this 507-nucleotide messenger RNA. The record is from the annotation of a GenBank genome assembly. Lineage: Eukaryota; Metazoa; Nematoda; Enoplea; Dioctophymatida; Soboliphymatidae.
AUGCUUCGAUUUGGGGAUCGUCUGUUUUAUAAGGACUGGUGGAACGCCACGGACAUGAGCACCUACUACCGAACUUGGAAUAUCGUCGUUUACGAAUGGCUGUAUACGUAUGUCUACCGCGACAUGUACCCGCUCUGUGGAAAGAAGUGUCGCACUCUCGCCAUAACUAUGGUGUUUUUUCUAUCGGCUGUCGUUCACGAAUACAUCCUAACGGUCGCGUUUCGUUUCUUUUAUCCCGUUUUGUUCCUUCAGUUCUUCUUGGCAGCUGGACCAGUCGGCUUGAUGUCGGUUCUGCGAUCGACGAAAGAACGCUUCUGGAAUGUUCUAUUGUGGUGUUGCAUACUUUUUGGCACUGGUAUGCUGAUGUGCUUCUAUAGCUGCGAAUGGUACGCCCGGCAGAACUGUCCUCCAGUCUACAAUGGCGCAUUGGACGUAUUCGUACCACGAUCUUGGACAUGCCAAACGGGUUCUGCUCACGUGAACGACGGAAGGCUCUACCAUGGGUGA